GCUGGCUCUUGCUCAGUCAGUUCGAUACCGAGCGCCGAAGCGUUCGGUUCGCUCUGAUUGCGGCGUGCGCUGUUAUCGUUAUCACUUUCUGUCUCGUUACCACGCCGCUCCGGAGGACACCCGAGCGCUGAACGGGCCCCCGUAUCUGGGGUACCAUCGCGCUGACCGGGGGAUGACGAGGCAUGGAGCGCGCCGCGGGGUUGCCUGUGACACGCGGAAAUGAAUCACGGAACAUGUGCGCUCCACAGGAAUUAAAAAAGCCGCUAUAAAGUAAUUCUGGACCGAAGAAGAUCACGAGAUUGAAGAAUAGCAUUUCGCGAUUGAGACCGAGAAAGGUUUUCCAUUCUUUCUUUUGCGACAAAAGUAAGUUGCUACUUUACGAACGGGACACUUACGUGUCGAACCGGUGGGACAAUGCUUUGGACCAUGUGCACCUUUGAGAGGCUUCGCUUUGUGAAUGAGCUUUUGAAUUCCCGGGUCGAAGCGAGCGGCGAUGAGACCGCGGAGGGGACAGUGAUCUUUUUCAAUGGAUCCUCGUGCAGGGAUGAGAGAACACCAAUAGAAGAAAACGCAGCUUAAGUGCCAUCGUUAGCGAUCGCCUUAUCAUGACGCUGCAAACACGCACGACCUUUUCGCCUGCCAAUCAUCGCGCCUCCUACGUCAUAAUCGCUUCAGAUGCAAUAUAGCCUCGUCGGUGGAUUUCAUGAGGCUACAGGUGCAUCGAACUAACUCGCCCUAAUUCACCCAAUUUGGCAUCGUCAACCAGGCCUGAUAACCCGCGGCGAAAUGCGAGGACCGACAUUUGACGCGCGUUAUCGAGCUGGAUGUCGCGUCGCACGAUCAGCGACGAUUCGGUCACAUCGGGGUGAGGUGGCGGCCGAACGGCCGGCACCGGACGGACUUUCAAAUUGGGACGAAUAAGCUGCGCCGACGAUCGAACGCGGACACUCGCCCCUUGAAGUGGCUCACCCUUCCAAGGGAGUCAUCCCGAAAAACAACGACCUCGAUCCUCGCUCUCGCGCCGCCAUCGUUACGGCGGGAUCGAUAUAUUCUGCAGAUAGACGUUUCCGGAACGCCGAUCCCAUGCAUAUGUAUAUAUAGCAACGCAUUAAAGUGUGCGAGAGAUCAGAGUCAAGGUCGAAUCGGCCAUCCCGCUCCGCCAGACCGAUAUUUGAAUCAUGGACAGACGUAGCCGGAAAUAGCACGCUCGAUAUCGUCUUCUGGUAUAUGUUGCUUCUGGGUAAAGCGAGCGUAUGUUAUUGUCUCUGAUUGGCAGUAACCAAGAGCUAACAAAGAUCGAGCUUUAGCUUCAACUACUCUAUCUCUUAUAUGAAAUUUGAGACAGAUAUAUUGCGAAUGUGACUGUAAUGUGAACAUCGUGUAGACAACGAUCUUUUUGGAGGAAUGGAAAUAAUGAAAAUGGAAUUUGGUUUACGAUUUAUAUAAGUGAACGCGAUUGUGAAGUAUAAUUUAAUGGUCGACCGUCUGGCAUGUAAAUGUGAACGUUUCUGUGAACAGAAACUAUCUAUAUAUGGAAGUAUCAGAGAUAAAAUCGCAUUUAUGAGUGAAAAUGAUAUAGAAAGUAAUCGGUGAGAAUUUAAAAUUUGCUAAAUGAGUAAAUUCAACGAGCACAAAAGACCGCUGUAACCGCGAAAAUGUUUCUAUUCAUUAAACUUUAAAACAGUGAAAGAAAAUACGUUUUGAAAUUUGGAUUAUUCACCACGCUCAAUCAAUAUAGUUCCAUAAAUGUUUGAUUAUCUCUGUAAUAAUGGAAAAUUAAAAUGUAUUAUGGAUUAUCGGCCUCUGCGAACGUUUUUUUUAAAUAGAAUAAAGAGAAAUAUUUAAUAUCGCAAAUUGACAAUAUUGAAAGUCACGACAAAACCUUGAACAAAAAUCGCGGAUGGAAAUAGUGGUGCAACUGUUGCUGCCAUAAAUUAGGUCAAUGUUUCAGAAUCUCUUGUUCAAUCUCCGCGUGCAAGCUCCGCUAACGCGGCUUUAAACUCAACGUGACUAAAAACUGACGUGACACAGUGUUUUUCCCUGCGGCGACGGUGCGACAAAAUGUGUAAGCGCGAAAGUGGUUUGCACGAUAUCCAUUUUGAGAGAAAUCGUUUUAACCAUUUUACGCGAAGGGACGUUUUAUUAAGAAAGAGGCGUGACGUGAGGACGUCGUCAUGUAAAAGCAGAAGUUCUCAAGAUGUCAACCCUAAGAAUCGACUGUUCCGCCACGUGUAGUGCUUUGCAGGUAAGGAUGAAUCGGCAGAACAGAGUAUUCUCUCGCCGUUCCCCUUGGUGGCAGUGACAUCGUGGUCGGCAGGGUCCAGGGGCCCAUGGCCGGGAAUUGUUUUCGCCGGUUCUGGUGGUGGCUCCCGAUCGCGGUCCUAUCCGGGUGCUUCUUCCUCCCCGCAAUCGAAGCCGGUAUUUCGUGCACGUCCACCUAUCCCGUGACAUCGCGCGACGAGCGGUCCGACGCGGACGUAAUAAUCUUCCUGGGCGAGAGAUGCGACGGGGAGAUCAACAUCACCGAGAUACAGGAUCACUUGGAGCACGCGCCCGAUCUAACCAGCGAGCUCUCGAUCAGCGUGCUGCCGAGAUCUCUGACGUGUGAGACGGAAACUGGAGGCCUCGGCGCGCUGAUACACGCUCUCGGUGAGAGCAACACGAAGGCAGUGAUAGCCGCGCUCGACAGCUCGAUCUGCGAAGUCGCCGCCAAACUCGCGCAUCUUGGGAAUAAACUGCUGUUAACUUGGACUUGUCCGCUGAGAGAUUUAAAGGAAAAGGAUCUACCUUCGAUCAUUAGGCUUUCUCCAUCAUUACCGUCAAUGGCAAAUGCCGUAGCGGAAAUAUUUCUACACUUGCAAUGGAAGACGGCGGCUGUUAUUAGCAUAGAUCGCGAACCGUGGUCCAGCCUGGACCGUGCCAUGAUCAAUGCAUUCCGACGAAUCGGUGUCGUCCUGCGGUAUCAUCUGAUUCUACCCCAUCGCGCAACCCUUGAGCAGAUCCGCAGAAUUCUAAGGUCCGUGCACAGUGUCUCCCGUCGUGCUACGGUGCUCUGUCUGCCAUUGCUCGACGAGAUGACGAGUCGUGUUCUGAUCGAAUUGAACGUCGCGUGGCAAACGCACAUCCAGAAUUCCGUUAUCCUGAUGGUCCACACGGAGGAUAUCGAUCUCUUUCUACCGAGAGAUGACUCGUCGCCUACGUCGCUCUCCACUGAUCCAUCAACUCUGGUCCACUCAGCGAUUACUCAGUCUUCCAAUUUUUCUACCUCGAAUGUAACUCGCGCUGGCCCGUAUGUGACCCCGGAGAGAGACGAGAGAACACAGAGAGAGCAUACCUCACGAAGAUUUGCCCCACCAAGGAAUCUUAGCAGCACCACGAUAGAAAAUCUACUUGUGGUUACGCCGCUUGAUCAGAGGUACGACGUGAAGAAGGUCCUCAAUGGCACGCAAGAUUACGCGACGCUGGCGUUGUUCGAUCGACUGAACGAAUCACUGACCGUGUUAACACGUGAUAACAGCAGUCUUGACAGCCACAACAACAAGAUGUACACGUAUGCUCUGAUGAAUUGGCACGACGCCGGUUGGGAGCCAAUCCUUGCGGUAGUCGAACGGCAUCAGCAAUUGCUGGUCCAGCAGCUGACGCCAAGCACGGUAGCAUUUCUCAACAUCGAGGCGCCCGAUUUGCCGUCUUGCGAUGUCGACAGCGAUUGUCCGAAUGGCUUGGCCGACAUGUCUUCUUUCCGUACCACACAUAUCGUAGCUAUUAUUCUGGGGUCGCUGCUGUUCACCUUUGUCGCCAUCGCCGUCGCGAUUAUAAUCCGGAAGCGACUGCUUAAGAAAAGAAUGUCCAAAGGUCCGUACAAAAUCAUUCUAACGACGUCGGACUUCGUUUUUCCUCAAGUGCCUCCAGUAGAUUCCAGAACGGUAGACGAAGGCAUCGAGGCGAUGCUAUGCUGCUGGCUGCAGCAGUUGCAGGAGUUUGGCGGGCCGGAAGUCGAGAAACCGGAUCUGCUCCAGCUCGGAAGCGUGAACUCGCUGAGGCCAUACCUGCAGGCUAGCGGCGGGAACAUACCAAGACAUACCUUCUUCAAGGAUCCUCGUGCUAGAUAUAACGGUGACUUGGUUCAAUUGAAGGAGCUGCCCUUUCAAGGUACGUUCGAACUGAAGAGCAAGGCCAUGGACGUGCUGGUCACGAUCCACGGGCUGCGACAUGAGAACCUCAAUCCUCUGAUUGGAUGCCUUAACGAACCCACGAGACCUUGUCUAGUAUCGGAGUACUGCUCGAGGGGCUCUCUGGAGGACGUACUCGUCCAGGAUGAGAUUAAACUCGACUGGUCCUUCAGAUUAUCCUUACUUACCGAUCUUGUACGGGGUAUGAAAUAUCUUCAUAGCACUCCAAUACGCGUCCACGGCUAUCUCACGUCGCGAAAUUGUGUGAUCGAUGCGAGAUGGGUCUUAAAAGUUACCGAUUACGGUCUGCCUGCAUUUUAUGAAGCUCAGAAUAUAGUACCGCCAGUGAAAACAGCUCGAGAUCUAUUAUGGACUGCGCCGGAAUUGCUUAGGCAUCCGAAUUUACAGAAAAAGGGAACUCAGCCUGGAGAUGUUUACAGUUUCGGAAUUAUCAUGCAAGAAGUCGUUGUUCGCGGAGAACCAUUUUGUAUGCUCGCCCUAUCUCCAGAAGAUAUAAUCGAGAAAGUAAUGAAACCACCACCCCUGAUAAGACCAUCGGUCAGCAAAGGCGCUGCGCCACCAGAAGCCAUAAACAUUAUGCGACAGUGCUGGGCGGAAACCGCUGAAAUGAGGCCCGAUUUUGAUGACGUACAUGAUCUCUUCAAGAAGCUAAAUCAUGGGAGAAAGGUAAACUUCGUGGACACGAUGUUUCAAAUGCUCGAGAAGUACUCGAAUAAUCUGGAAGAACUUAUUCGUGAGCGUACGGAACAACUUGACAUGGAGAAAAAAAAGACUGAGCAAUUAUUGAAUAGAAUGUUACCUAGUUCGGUCGCCGAAAAACUGAAGCUCGGCAUGCCCGUUGACCCUGAAGAAUUUCGCGAAGUCACCAUUUAUUUCUCGGACAUCGUCGGCUUCACGACGAUAUCUGCGCGUUCGACGCCUUUUCAAGUGGUUGAUCUUCUCAAUGAUUUGUAUACUUGCUUCGACGACACGAUUAAUGCGUAUACGGUUUACAAGGUGGAAACUAUUGGGGAUGCCUACAUGGUUGUAGGCGGUUGCCCAGUAAGAAUACCCGAUCAUGCAACUCAAAUAGCAACUAUGGCGCUCGAUCUGUUACAUCAGAGUGGAAAGUUCAAGUUAAAACACCUUCCGGACACUCCGCUUAGGUUACGCAUUGGUCUUCAUACGGGUCCGUGCUGUGCCGGCGUAGUAGGUUUAACAAUGCCGCGUUAUUGCUUGUUCGGUGACACCGUGAAUACCGCCUCGAGGAUGGAAUCGACUGGGGCGCCUUGGCGUAUCCAUCUGAGCCAGGCAACAAGGGAUCGAUUGACGCAGGUUGGUGGAUACCACAUCGAAUACCGCGGGCCCACCGAUGUCAAGGGUAAAGGCAAGAUGCCGACCUACUGGCUUCUCGGCAAGCAGGGUUUCGACAAGGAGCUCCCCAAGCCGCCACCUCUUAGGGAGAACCUACAUGGGCUCGACGAAAAUCUCAUGCUGGACAGCCACCAGAACGGAAUUGGUACCUUGGCGUGCCCUCAGCUACCGGUAAUCCCAUCACAGGACGAGACACACGAAGAACCGAUGAGCCCUGAUGAGGUCAAACCCGACCGCCAGGAAUCCGUCAGCAGCGGAGUCACUACUAGCAGUAGUCGAGCCGCGUCUUUCGAGGAGGCCAGCACUAGGAAGGUCGCCGUAUCCGUACACAACGAACGCACGUUGCUGCCGAGUUAUUCCUUGAAGUCUACCAACGACUUCAUCGAAGUGUUACAGGGUAAACAGGAUACAGUGACGAGGACGAGCGAGGUAAUUCACAGCGGCAUGACCAAGAGCACGUCCAGUGACAAUCAGGCUUCCCUCGGGGUGUCACCUUCAGUGUCUGGUGCUGAUCCGCCAGCGGCACUCCUCGGUGCCUCUACCAGCUCACUUACGUCGAUUGCCAGCUCGGCGGCGUAUCGACAGCCACUGGCGGCGAGACAUCGCCGCUUCACUCCCGGAUGCAUCGAUGAGAACGAUCUCAGUACACCGUACAAUCAUUACAGAUGUCUAUCGCCCAACGAGUAUCACACGAAGGGCUCCGGAUGCCGAAUGCUCAAGAGGCAAUUCAGCUUGGACCGUCCGGAUGAACCGGUGUCCAUAAUCCCGGAGCAGCUCCCACCUAGGUCAACUCCUCGUCUCUACAAGCAAAAUAGCGCGGGCGCGGCCAACGACUUGGAGAGAAUCGAGGAAGUGCCACCAGCCACUCCUAAGCCCCUCCUUCAAAAUUACCGUCACGCUGCUUCCGUAUCCCUUUCCGUCGAGUCCCUAUCAUUACGUUAAAAUCCCUGUUGAGAAAAGUUUUACGAGCAGAAAAUCGAACAUGAUACGACGUUCAUCGCGAUACGAGCGUAACACAUUUGGAGCAGCGAACGAUUCAUUUGGAGACAAAAGAAUCGCUUUUACGAUAUAAUUGAUAAAAAGCCGUAUAAACGAAAGAUUGAAAUACGUUUUUAUAAUCGUAGAUCUCUACUUUUAGAGAAAAACAAGAGAUCUCGGUUAAACUGAGAUUAGAAGUUAGUCAAUGUUGACGAUACACAACUUUUGACGAUCACAGAGAUAGAAAUGUUGGCUCGGAAACUUGAUCGCAAUAAUUUGUCUUUGAAGAUCGGUAUCUUUCUGCGCGAAUGUGUAAAAGAAUGCGAUUACUAUGACUUGUUGCUGCUCCGUAUUUUUAUCUAUAUGUACAUUGUAUUGAUGUCUGAUAAUAUACCCGCAGGCAGGGGAUCGAACGAACGCAAUUCGUGAUAAAGAUUUAAUGAUUUAAGCGUGUGUUGUUUACAAAUAAUCGUUGGUGCAAAGAAAAGCUAGGACUUAUGAUCAAUCUGCUCUUUUCUCCAACGUGUCUGUACAUACUUAUCAAUCUUACAUGCUUCAACGAUAAUGAUAACAUGUUUCAUCGAUAACUUCCGCUCAAUGACGCUGUCAUGCAUCUACGAUCCUUGACGCUGAAUUAUUAGCAGCCCAGAUUGCACAGAUAUUUAACGGAUCCUCUUAGACAUCUAUCUUAAACUUUUAUCGAACGUUUAAAUGAUACAUACAAGUAUUCAGAAUUCUGAAUAUUUUGGAUAUCCAAGAGGUUCCAUUAAAUUUUUAUGUCUAAAUUUGAACUAGAUAUAACUUGAUUCCUUAUUAGAACGUCGAAAUCUUAAACAAGUAAUGUACUUCUCGUGAUUUCAGGUUUUUCACAUUACUGCGUAAGAGUAAUCUUUUUUACCUUGCAAAAAUUAAAAAUUGUCCUCCCUUCCACAGUCGUCAACGAGCGUAUACUCUCGCUAGAAGUACCCCUAAAAGUCGGGGAGACACUAUUAGCGCUAUUUGUGUCAUUCUAUCCUUGUUGUACGUCUAAUAAACAACAAAGAUAGAAUGACAGAACUAGCGCUAAUAGCGUUUCCCCGAACGCACCAUAAAACGUCUCCUUCAAGCGAAAAUUUAAAGUCGAUUUUACUGAGUGGAAUUUUAAUGUUAGAAAAUUAUUCCACGUAUCUUGUGGAAGACAUAAGAAAGUUCCAAUUUAAAUAAACUUAAACUGGAUCUUAGGCUAAUAAAGGCAAGACAGAUAGCAAAAUAAUACAAAAGGAAAAAUAUUAAUUAAUUAGUCGUUUAUAAUUUUUUGCUAAAUAUAUCUUGAUAUAAAAAUUAUUCUUUAAGAAAGGACCUUCUUCAAAAACAUUGAAUAUAUUGCUCUCGUACACACACAUAUACAUUAUAUAUAAAGUCUUUAUGUAAUAAUUAUAUUUCGAUCGAAACUUACGAUGGGCUAUGAUGUCAAUCGAGAAAGAAAGUUACAUAGGAAAGUUACGUAGGAAGUAAUUAACUAUCAUCUCUCAAUUAUA
Messenger RNA from Acromyrmex echinatior (Panamanian leafcutter ant), 8038 nucleotides. RefSeq names its product retinal guanylyl cyclase 2. Gene Ontology annotation, cellular component: plasma membrane. NCBI's taxonomy places the organism in Eukaryota, Metazoa, Arthropoda, Insecta, Hymenoptera, Formicidae. Gene Ontology annotation, biological process: receptor guanylyl cyclase signaling pathway; protein phosphorylation; intracellular signal transduction. Gene Ontology annotation, molecular function: guanylate cyclase activity; ATP binding; peptide receptor activity. The record is from RefSeq and is a predicted model, not a curated record.